Molecule: messenger RNA, 1899 nt
Organism: Styela clava
Lineage: Eukaryota; Metazoa; Chordata; Ascidiacea; Stolidobranchia; Styelidae
Product: high affinity choline transporter 1-like
Biological process (GO): transmembrane transport; acetylcholine biosynthetic process; choline transport
Cellular component (GO): plasma membrane
Molecular function (GO): choline:sodium symporter activity
Source: RefSeq, a predicted model, not a curated record
UAUUACUUAUUACUACAACAUGGCUGUACAAGUUCCGGGACUUAUCUCUGUAAUUGUAUUUUAUGUUUUGAUUCUUGUGGUUGGAAUAUGGGCGACACGAAAAGUGAAAAAUCAGAAUUCAACUACUGAAACUGAAAAUAUGUUAGUUGGAGGAAGAAAUAUGGGAAUCUUUUUGUCGUUUAUGUCCUUGACUGCAUCUUGGAUCACCGGACCCACAGUCAACGGCGCUGCGGAAGGUGUGUACGAUUCAAAUCAAGGCCUUUUGUGGGUAGCACCAGCUUUAUUUGGAUAUAGCUUAUCGUUAGUCCUGAAUGGAAUUUUCUUCGUGAACAAAAUGCGUGGAAAAGGAUAUGUCACACUGGUUGAUCCAAUGCAAGCUAAACUUGGUUUAGUCGCUGGUGUAAUUCUUUCUGCAGUACAAAUGGUGUGUGAUUUAUUCUUUCAGGCUGCAACUUUGGUUGUUCUGGGUGGAACUCUGGAAACUAUAAGUGGAAUACCAAACGUUUGGGCUGUUUUGCUAUCUUCAGCAGUUUGCGUUUUUUACACUAUGUUUGGUGGAUUAUAUUCAAUUGCUUAUACAGAUGUCAUACAAAUAGUUUUCGUUGUCGUUGGAUUGGUUAUUGCCAUACCAUUCGUGCUUACAAGUGAAGUGGUAUCUAGUAUCAGCGAAACAGCAUACACAGGUCCUGAUGGUUGGCUUGGAACGUGGGAUAACAACUUCACAGGAUCGUAUAUUGACUUAUGGCUAAUGACUCUGAUGGGUGGAAUCCCAAUUCAGGAUAUUUAUCAAAAAGUAUUGGGCUCUAACUCUUUGAAAAAUGCUCAACUUACUUGUAUACUUGCUGGAUUCACAAGCUGUGCUAUUUGUACUCUUCCGGUGAUCAUCGGAGCUGGUGCCAAAAGUGCAAAUUGGACUAUCAUUGAUUAUAAAGAUGCAAAUGGUUCAAGUCCUUUCGAUCUCGGUGAUCAAGCAAUAAUUCUGCCCCUGAUUUUAAAUUACACUGUUCCGGUAGUCGUUUCUAUCAUUGGAUUAGGAGUAAUUGCAGCAGCGUCGAUGUCGUCACUAGAUGCUGCUUUAUUGUCAACAUCCAGUGUAUUUGCAAGAAAUGUUUAUCAAACAGUUAUACGAAAAAAGGCUUCUGAUAGAGAGUUAGUUUGGGUUAUCAGGAUAGCCGUGGUAAUUGUUUCAGCUUUAUCGAUAUUGAUAGCGCUGUCUGUGAAUAGCGUUCUCGGACUCCUAUAUUUAGCUGGAGAUUUUUUCUACUGUUUGGUAUUUCCACAGUUCACUUCAGUUUUGUUCUUGGACCCCAAUGCAUACGGAGCAAUUCCUGCCUUGAUUGUUGGUUUAAUAUUAAGGGUCGCAGCUGGUGAAAGUUCUUUAGAUUUUGAACCAUUAUUCGAAUUUCCUGGUGAAGGAAACUACCCAUUCAGAACCGUAGCUAUGGUUACGUCUUUCUUUACUCUUACUGUUUUUUCGUAUAUUGCAAAAUUUCUCUUCGAAAGAGGAUAUAUUCCUAAAAAAUAUGAUUUUUUGAAAAGCAACCUUGCCAACGAAGAAUGAAAAAGUAAUACGAAAGAUGAUGGAGUAGACAUGGAUCAAAUAAACUAAUAUGUGUAAUAGGCAAUAAUAUGGAAUGUGUGAAAUAUCUGAGUAUAUCAAUUUUAGGUGAUAAGAAAAAUGCCCUAAAAGUGAAGGUCCACACAAUUCAUUUUAGUUGUUUAUGAAUUGUGUGUUCUAAAUGCACACAUCCGCAUUUCCCCGAAAAAUGUUGCCUAUACAUCAUUAUAUUUCUAUGAGUCAUUUUUUAUGGUGAGUUAUCACUCUAGUCAUAUUUCAUUCCAAUAAAAAUCCAUUCAUUUAUUCAACUUAUUUCCACAUAAUAAAUGUGUUGCAAAGGC